Messenger RNA from Ananas comosus (pineapple), 1458 nucleotides. RefSeq lists its product as uncharacterized. Gene Ontology annotation, cellular component: chloroplast. NCBI's taxonomy places the organism in Eukaryota, Viridiplantae, Streptophyta, Magnoliopsida, Poales, Bromeliaceae. The record is from RefSeq and is a predicted model, not a curated record. Bases 140 to 1231 code for a protein of 363 amino acids. The transcript is spliced from 4 exons.
CGAGGGGAGAUCCCGUGCCCUCCACACGGUUUCCCGUCCAAUUUGGGAUUUUUCCGGCGCUUCGACGAUAUUUUUCUUUUUUUGUUUUGGAUUUUCCUUUUUUUUUUUCCCUCCCCAAGAUCAAUUUAUUGGUGCUCAAAUGGACUCCAGAAGGAUUUUCAGCGAGUCAUUGUGCUCCGACGAUACUUUUGCUCCACAAGGCAUUGAACGGUGCCCAUUUUUGAGAAACAUAAAUGAACCCACUAAUUUUUCCUUCUCAUCAGCCAAUUUUCUUCCUCCUGUACGGGGAGCCAAAGGUCCAAUCUUUGAAGAUGGACCCAACUUCGAAAUGGCGUUCAGGCUUUUCCAUGGAAGAGAUGGAGUCGUUCCACUUUCAGGAAGAUCUUUUACACGUACAGACAUUUCAGAAACCGACACUGUGCCCCAAUUUAAUCCCCUUGCGGCAAAAGCUGCGACUAUUAGUCUCUCGGCUUUUGGACCUGGAGGGCCUUUCAACUUUGAUUCUUUCUCCAACAAGUGGAAGAAGCUAAAUAAGAAAUCAUCCAAUCAUGAGUCAUCUUCUCGGAGAGGAGGCGAUCAGAUCCACGAGUCACUAAGCAACGAGUGGCUUGAGACCGGACAGUGCCCUAUUGCAAAAUCAUACCGUGCAGUGAGUGGCAUCCUUCCCCUUGUUGCAAAGGUUAUAAAGCCGCCGCCUGGCAUGAAGUUCCACUGCCCUCCAGCUGUCGUGGCUGCCCGUGCAGCUCUAGCGAGGACUGCCCUCGUGAAGAACCUCCGCCCCCAACCCUUACCAGCGAAGAUGCUCGCCAUUGCGUUGCUCGGCAUGUCAGUGAAUGUCCCUCUCGGCAUUUGGCGAGAACACACUGAGAAAUUCUCUCCUCAGUGGUUUGCGGCAGUCCAUGCAGCGGUCCCGUUCAUUGCGAUGCUGAGGAAGUCUGUGCUAAUGCCGAAGACUGCCAUGGCUUUUACUAUAGCUGCCUCGAUUUUAGGUCAGACGAUUGGAUCGAGAGCUGAACGACUUAGAUUGAAGGCGAAGGCAACAGGGGUGGAUGGAGAAAAGGGUUCAGUUUCUGUUACUCGUAAGGUUACCGAUGGUUCGAAGAAGAGUAGGAAUUGUGGUGGCGGUGGCGGUGGCGGUGGCGGUGGUGGGAGGGUUUGGGAGCCGCUUCCCCUGAAGGUGGAGAUUGUGGGCUCAGCCGCUGUUGCCCAACCGGCUAGCGUAUAUUGCUAAUGAUGAUUGUGUGUGUGUGUGUGUGUGUUAUUAAUUCAUUCACAUGUUAAAGACUGGUUUGGGUAUGAUUUGCAUUGUUGGUUUUGUCCAGGGUUUUGGUUUUUCCAGAAAUCAAUUUCCCAAUUCAAUAAGACGACAUUAGGGCUAAUAAAUUGUUGCGAGAGCUGCCAUUUAUUGUGCGAAGGUUUAUUUUGGUGUUAUCUUCAAUUCGCAUGAUUUAGAAUAAA